AGAAUUGCGGCAACUCUGCGCACCUGCCGAUAGGACUAUCGAUAACGCACUGGCCAAUCUGACAGCUGUUUUUUAAGGUUAUAUUUUGCAUCACAAUUGCAUCGAUUUGUGUUUUCGGUCGGACCAUUACAUAACUACUAGCCAUGUCUCAGCCUCCAGUCCGUGUCUCGCCGCUGAUCAAGCUCGGCAGAUGGUCCCUGCUGCUUGUGGGCGUUGCCUACGGAGCCGCCCACCAGAGCCGCCUGUCCAAGAAGGAGGAGAAGGUCCGCGCGAUUGAGGCACAGCAGAAGGUGGUCCGUGAUGCUAAGUUGGCCGAGGAGAAGAAGCGUAACGCUGAUGCCGAGGCCCGGGCACUGGCCGAGCUCUCCAAGCCCACACCCAAGCACUAGAGCACCUAUAUAGUUUGUUAAGUUCAACCCCACUCCAACCGCAACAACAACAACAACAGAAACUGCAGUCGAACAUCUAAAUUUCAUGGACAGGAGGAGCAGCAGCAGUGGCGACGAUCGUGGCCAACUAUCGUCUACAACUAUCGAUCGUUCUUGUGUGUUUUUCUCUCAUGUUUGUGCAAAAAAUGUACGCAAUUAAAUGAAUGAUUGGAAAACAAA
This is a messenger RNA of Drosophila obscura, 608 nucleotides long. RefSeq names its product ATP synthase subunit e, mitochondrial (gene ATPsynE). Lineage: Eukaryota; Metazoa; Arthropoda; Insecta; Diptera; Drosophilidae. The transcript is spliced from 2 exons. Gene Ontology annotation, biological process: proton motive force-driven ATP synthesis. Gene Ontology annotation, molecular function: proton transmembrane transporter activity. The coding region runs from base 144 to 389 and encodes 81 amino acids. The record is from RefSeq and is a predicted model, not a curated record.